AUGCUGUAUGCGUCGGCAUUUGCGGCCUCGAUAGAUCGCCAAUACUGCGGGGCGUGCGAUGCUGCAUCUGUCGGGACAAUCUUGCUGCAGGUGUCAGCUCAGCAGGCCCGUCUCGACAGGGCUCGCCUGCUUGCAGCGACAGGGCUGCAGACUGUGCUGCCUUCGGACUGCCCACCCGUGACCGAAUGCUACACACCAAGCCGCGUUUAUCGACACGACAAAUAUUUACGACGGCCCACCUGGCUGUCGACGGUGCGUUCCAUCGCCCAAAGGCACGUAGCAACGCAUCGUCGGCACAGCAGCACCAGGUCGGCACAACAGCAUCGCAUCGUGGUGCACAUCCGCCGCGGAGACGUCAACCCACAUUCCCACCCGGAGCGCUAUCUUCCGAACAGCUACUACUUGGAGCACAUCCAGAAGUAUCGUCGCAACACCAGCGAGGUGAUCAUCUUCAGUGAAGCAGUCUCGCACGAGCGGUUCGACGCGUUUCUCAGCCUUGGAUACGACCUGAGGCUCGACACGUUAACCCAAGAGGUGUGGCAACACGCCAUCGACUGCGACGUAUUCAUCAUGUCGAUGUCGUCCUUUUCGUACGUCCCCGCGACGCUGAGCCGAGCAACGGUGGUAGUGUACCAUCCAUUCUGGCAUGCUCCGUUGGAUGGCUGGACAACGCCUGCUGGUCAUUUCGAGGCAUUCGCAGAGGACGCUGGCUACAUGGGAAGGCUUCGUGAAGGAGGGACUGACAAGCAUUCGAAAAAAAAGAGGCGACGGGAGGAACCGGCAGAGGAUGUAGUGACGUGA
Emiliania huxleyi CCMP1516 is the source of this 801-nucleotide messenger RNA. RefSeq lists its product as hypothetical. Lineage: Eukaryota; Haptophyta; Isochrysidales; Noelaerhabdaceae. The record is from RefSeq and is a predicted model, not a curated record. Bases 1 to 801 code for a protein of 266 amino acids. The transcript has 2 exons.